AUGCCGCGGAGCCCGACGUCCAGCGAGGACGAGAUGGCCCAGAGCUUCUCUGACGACUCCGUGGGCUCGGAGUCGGACAGCUCCAGGGGGGAGAGCACCUACGAUACCAUCCGCGCCGUGGCGGACAGGCCGGCGGGCGCGCGCGCCGAGGAGGCCCAGGGCCACACGCUGGUCAUCCGCGUGAUCAUCCAGGACCUGCAGCAGACGAAGUGCAUCCGCUUCAACCCGGACGCCACGGUGUGGGUGGCAAAGCAGCGGGUCCUGUGCACGCUCACCCAGGGGCUGAAGGACGUCCUCAACUACGGGCUCUUCCAGCCGGCCAGCAAUGGGCGCGACGGCAAGUUCCUGGAUGAGGAGCGGCUGCUGCGCGAGUACCCGCAGCCCGUGGGCCAGGGCGUGCCCUCCCUGGAGUUUCGAUACAAGAAGCGGGUGUAUAAGCAGUCCAACCUGGACGAGAAGCAGCUGGCCAAGCUCCACACAAAGACCAACCUGAAGAAGUUUAUGGACCAUACACAGCACCGGUCGGUGGAGAAGCUGACCAAGCUGCUGGACCGCGGCCUGGACCCCAAUUUCCACGACCUGGAGACUGGAGAGACGCCCUUGACCCUGGCCGCCCAGCUGGACGCGUCGGCGGAGGUCAUCAUAGCUCUGCGGAACGGCGGGGCGCACCUGGACUUCCGCGCCAGGGACGGGCUGACCGCCCUGCACAAGGCCGCCCGCGCCAGGAACCCUCUGGCCCUGAAGACGCUGCUGGAGCUCGGGGCCUCUCCGGACUACAAGGACAGCUGCGGGCUCACGCCGCUCUACCACACAGCCGUGGUGGGCGGCGACCCGUGCUGCUGCGAGCUGCUCCUGCGCGAGCGCGCCUCCGUGUGCUGCCCGGACGAGAACGGCUGGCAGGAGAUCCACCAGGCCUGCAGGUACGGCCACGUGCAGCAUCUGGAGCACCUGCUGUUCUACGGCGCGGACAUGGGCGCGCAGAACGCCUCAGGCAACACCGCCCUGCACAUCUGCGCCCUCUACAACCAGGACAGCUGCGCCCGAGUGCUGCUCUUUCGGGGCGGAAACAAGGAAUUGAAAAACUACAACAGCCAGACGCCAUUUCAGGUGGCCAUCAUCGCAGGCAACUUUGAGCUGGCAGAAUACAUCAAGAACCACAAGGAGACAGACAUCGUGCCCUUCCGAGAGGCCCCAGCCUACUCCAACCGCAGGCAGAGGCCCCCCAACACUCUGGCCGCCCCCCGGGUCCUGCUGCGCUCCAACAGUGACAAUAACCUGCACGCUGGCGGCCCCGAGUGGACCGUGUGCCCCGGGGCCCCCUCCCACCGCAGCCUCUCCCCCCAGCUGCUGCAGCAGGCCCCAAGCAAGCCGGAUGGCGCCGCCAAGAGCCUGGGGGGCUACCUCCCAGGACCCCGGAGCCGCUCCCCGACCCUCAACAGGCUGGCCGGCGUCGGCGAGGAUGGCAAGAGACCCCAGUCGCACUGGCACGUGGGGCCCCCCUUCCCAGCUAGCAAGGAUGCCUCGGCCUCGGCCUUCGAGUACCCGGGGCCCAAGCGGAAGCUCUACAGCGCGGUGCCCGGGAGGCUGUUUGUCGUCGUCAAGCCAUACCAACCCCAAGGCGACGGAGAGAUCCCCCUCCACCGCGGCGACAGGGUCAAAGUUCUGAGCAUCGGCGAGGGCGGAUUCUGGGAAGGCAGCGCCCGCGGGCACAUCGGAUGGUUCCCGGCGGACUGCGUGGAGGAGGUCCAGUGCAAGCCGAGGGACAGCCAGGCUGAAACCCGCGCAGACCGCAGCAAGAAGCUCUUCAGGCAUUACACGGUGGGCUCCUAUGACAGCUUCGACGCUGCCAGUGACUGCAUCAUCGAGGAGAAGACGGUGGUCCUGCAGAAGAAAGACAAUGAGGGCUUCGGGUUUGUGCUCCGGGGGGCGAAAGCCGACACCCCUAUCGAGGAGUUCACGCCGACGCCGGCCUUCCCGGCACUGCAGUACCUGGAGUCCGUGGAUGAGGGCGGGGUGGCGUGGCAAGCCGGACUGAGGACCGGGGACUUCCUGAUCGAGGUCAACAACGAGAAUGUGGUCAAGGUGGGCCACAGGCAAGUGGUGACCAUGAUCCGACAGGGCGGCAACCACCUCAUCCUCAAGGUCGCCACGGUGACCCGGAGUCUGGACCCUGACGACACUGCCAGGAAGAAAGCUCCGCCGCCUCCAAAGCGGGCGCCCACCACAGCCCUCACGCUGCGCUCCAAGUCCAUGACAGCGGAGCUGGAGGAGCUCGACAAACCAGAAGAGAUUAUCCCAGCCCCCAAGCCCUCUCGGACUGCCGAGAAUGUAGCCAUGGAGUCGAGAGUGGCGACCAUUAAGCAGAGGCCCACCAGCCGGUGCUUCCCAGCGGUCUCCGAUAUGAAUUCUGUGUACGAACGCCAAGGGAUCGCGGUCAUGACGCCUACCGUUCCUGGGAGCCCAACAGGCCCGUUUCUGGGCCUCCCUCGAGGCACGAUGCGAAGGCAGAAGUCCAUAGACAGCAGAAUCUUUCUAUCAGGAAUCACGGAGGAAGAGCGGCAGUUUCUGGCCCCUCCGAUGCUGAAGUUCACCCGAAGCCUGUCCAUGCCAGACACCUCGGAGGACAUCCCCCCUCCGCCGCAGUCUGUGCCCCCGUCGCCCCCGCCGCCCUCCCCCACCACCUACAACUGCCCCAAGUCCCCGACUCCAAGGGUCUACGGGACCAUCACGCCUGCAUUCAACCAGAACGCGGCCGCCAGGGUGUCCCCAGCCACCAGAUCCGACACCGUGGCCACCAUGAUGCGGGAGAAAGGGAUGUUCUACCGGCGCGAGCUGGACCGCUACUCCCUGGACUCGGAAGACCUCUACAACCGCAGCGCCGCGCCCCAGGCCACCUUCCGCAGCAAGCGGGGCCAGAUGCCGGAGAACCCGUACUCAGAGGUGGGCAAGAUCGCCAGCAAGGCCGUCUACGUCCCUGCCAAGCCGGCCAGGCGCAAGGGCAUGCUGGUGAAGCAGUCCAACGUGGAGGACAGCCCCGAGAAGACGUGCUCCAUCCCCAUCCCCACCAUCAUCGUCAAGGAGCCCUCCACCAGCAGCAGCGGCAAGAGCAGCCAGGGCAGCAGCGUAGAGAUCGACCCCCAGGCCGCCGAGCCGCCGGGCCAGCUGCGGCCCGACGACAGCCUGACCGUCAGCAGCCCCUUCGCGGCCGCCAUUGCCGGGGCUGUCCGCGACCGGGAGAAGCGGCUGGAAGCCAGGAGGAACUCCCCGGCCUUCCUCUCCACCGACCUGGGGGAUGAGGACGUGGGCCUGGGUCCACCGGCACCCCGGGCGCGGCCCUCCAAGUUCCCUGAGGAGGGCGGGUUUGGUGAGGAGGAUGGUGCUGAGCAGCCCGUGUCGCCCAGCCCGGGCACGGCGCCCAGGGAGCCAGAGAACCACUUUGUCGGUGUUGGGGAAGCCAGUGCUCAGGGGGAGGCCGCGAGGCCCCCUAAUUCCAUAGCCAAGGCCAAGGGGCCCGAGAGCGGCCCGGCACCCGCCAAGAGCGGUGGCGCGGCCAGCCCCGAGAAUUACGUCCACCCCCUGACAGGGCGGCUGCUGGACCCCAGCUCCCCGCUGGCCCUGGCGCUGUCUGCGAGGGACCGGGCCAUGAAGGAGUCCCAGCAGGGGCCCAAGGGGGAGGCCCCCAAGGCUGACCUCAACAAGCCCCUCUACAUUGACACCAAAAUGCGGCCCAGCGUGGAGGCCGGCUUCCCUCCGGUCAGCAGGCAGAACACGCGGGGGCCCCUGCGGCGGCAGGAGACAGAGAACAAGUAUGAGGCGGAGCUGGGCAGGGCCCGGGGGGCCGAGGACAAGAAGAACAUGCUCAUCAACAUCGUGGACACGGCCCAGCAGAAGUCGGCCGGCCUGCUGAUGGUGCACACCGUGGACAUGGCCAAGGUGGGCCGGCCCCUGGAGGAAGAGGAGGAGAAGCAGGACGUGGACCUGAAGCCAGACCACUCGCCCUCCGCGGUGCCGGAAGGCGUUUCCGAAACCGAAGGUGCUUUACAGAUCUCCGCUGCCCCCGAGCCCGCCGCUGCGCCCGGCAGGACCAUGGUGACGGCGGGCUCCGUGGAGGAGGCGGUGGUCUUGCCAUUCCGCAUCCCUCCUCCCCCCCUGGCAUCCGUGGACUUGGAUGAGGAUUUUAUUUUUACAGAGCCAUUGCCUCCUCCCCUGGAAUUUGCAAAUAGUUUUGAUAUUCCCGAUGACCGUGCCGCUUCUGUCCCCGCUCUCACCGACCUGGUCAAACCGAAGGAAAACGACACCCCUCCAUCCCCUUUGCUGAGCUCCAGCCCGCCAGCCACCUCUGCAGACAGGAAGAAGCCAGCCGGCCUCUCCAACUGUCUGCCUGCCUCGUUCCUGCCACCUCCUGAGAGCUUUGACGCCGUCGCCGACUCUGGGAUCGAGGAGGUGGACAGCCGGAGUAGCAGCGACCACCAUCUCGAGACCACCAGCACUAUCUCCACAGUGUCCAGCAUCUCCACCCUGUCUUCCGAAGGUGGGGACAGUAUGGACACUUGCACAGUCUAUGCAGACGGGCAAGCGUUUGUGGUGGACAAGCCCCCCGUACCUCCAAAGCCAAAAAUGAAGCCCAUAAUUCACAAAAGCAAUGCCCUUUACCAGGACGCACUGCUGGAAGAGGACGCGGAUGGCUUUGUCAUCCCCCCGCCCGCGCCGCCGCCGCCGCCGGGCAGUGUCCAGUCCGGGGUGGCCAAGGUCAUCCAGCCAAGGACCUCCAAGCUGUGGGGUGACAUCACGGAGGUCAAAAGCCCGAUUCUCUCAGGCCCAAAGGCUAAUGUCAUUAGUGAAUUGAACUCAAUCCUGCAGCAAAUGAACCGAGAGAAAUCGGCAAAGCCGGGGGAAGGACUGGAGUCGCCGGCCGGAGUCAAGCCUGGCAGCCUUGCUCCAAGAGGCGCGGAAGUCCUGAGCACUGUCUCAGGUGCACGCAGCACGACGGUCACCUUCACUGUCCGCCCUGGCGCCUCCCAGCCCAUCACCCUGCAGAGCCGGCCCCCCGACUAUGAAAGUAGGACCUCAGUUACGAGACGCGCCCCAAGCCCUGUGGUCUCGCCAACAGAGAUGAGCAAAGAGGCUCUGCCCACCCCGCUGCCUGCCGCCGCCACCUCUCCUUCUCCCACACUCUCCGACGUCUUCAGCCUUCCAGGCCAGUCCCCUGCCGGGGACCUAUUUGGCUUGAACCCAGCACCCCGCAGCAGGUCACCAUCUCCCUCAAUACUUCAACAGCCAAUCUCAAAUAAGCCUUUUACAACUAAACCUGUCCACCUGUGGACUAAACCAGAUGUGGCAGACUGGCUGGAAAGCCUGAACUUGGGUGAACACAAAGAGACCUUCAUGGACAAUGAGAUCGAUGGCAGUCACUUACCAAACCUUCAGAAGGAAGACCUGAUCGAUCUGGGGGUGACUCGGGUCGGGCACAGGAUGAACAUAGAAAGGGCUUUGAAACAGCUGCUGGACAGAUAAGGACGGCUGUUCCUCACCUUCAUAGACGUUUUGUUAUAAGUAGAGAUGGGCUCAUGCUGAAACAUCCGAUGGCCAAGCAGUCUGCGAGCACCAACUCCGCUCAAGGGUUUGUCUCCCGGUACCCAAAGAAGUGCUGAGGGUGUCCAGGGUGUGGCCAAGCCAGCGCCUUGAAAUGUCCAGCUCCCCGAGAGGGGCUUUGUGGACAGCCUCUGUCCGACGGGGUGGGCGGGGAGGGGUUUUCUAACAUGGGGGGGUCGCAGCACGCCUCCCUGCAUGCGGUGGGCUGGCUUUGCCAGGCCCGGGGCUCUCAUGGAGGUCACGUGGGAUCCCUGCUCGCAUAGGCAGACACCGAUGCACUCCAGAUACCUCCUGAGACCUCCCUCUUCCGCUUCCCGGGCAGCUCUCCCUACUCCCGGGCCCGGCACGUGGCCUUUUCUCAGUCCCGUGGCCUCUUGGAGGAAGCCCGCUGCUCACUUGCUCCUGUCUGUCUCCUGUGCUUUGUUUGCAGUGAGAUGCUCCCAGACGGGUUUGGCCAGGGCCUCCUGGGCCUGAAAGGUAGAGACUCACUUUCUUCCUGUCCGAAUCUUUGCCUGUCUCCUCCUGUGAGGUGCAGCAUGGUUCUUUGCCCACAGGUUCUUGGCCAUGGUGGGCGUUUACAUGGGAUCGUGCCCAGCUUUGCUUAGCUCGCUUGCUUGCUUUCUGCCAAUUGACUAGUGUAUUUCCAAGGUGGCUAAGCAGAUGUCACGCAGAGUUAGGUAAAGCACACAGUCUCGAUCCCGAGGAGUGAGGCCUGCCAGGGGGCCGGCCAGGGUGCAGCCGCCCGGACCCUCAGCCUCCUCCAGGACAAGAACAGGCCUUUUUCCAGGAGCACCGACCUGGGAGGGCGAGAAGGGAGGGCUCGGCCACUCACGGUUCCUUCCAGCCAUUGAGGAAAGCCUGUUGAGCUCCGCACGGUUGGGGCAGGUGAGCAUCCACUCUGACAUGGACAAGAAGACACAGGCUUGAGGCGUGCACGUGCCGCCACCGGUGAGCCGGCAUUCUCGGCCAGGAGCCGGCGAGCUGCCAGUCCCUCCACCUAAGCCUGGCACGGGCAGCAUUGCCUCUCAGAUGGCCCCACGGCUCUCAGAGGCCAAGCAAGGUGGACUGAGGGCCUUUCCCCCUUCUCUCGGGUGUCCAGGGAUCCCACCAGCUUGUCUUAAUAGUUCCACAGGGUCUGAGAGAGCCCUGUGGGCAGGGAGUGGGGCAGGACCCAGGGCAGGGGAGAGGCGGGGCGGGGCACAGGAUGCAGGGGAAGGGCAGAGGCACACAGAAAGGACAUCAGGGCGUACCCCUGAACCUCAGCCCUGCCUCUGGCUGGGCUGCUAAGCCUGCCCCCUUCUGGCCCUGGGGUCUCCCCCACCCUCCCUCCCCAAAACCAUACCUCUAACGUCGAAGGGAGGUCAGCAAUGGCACACCGGCCACAGAGCACCCAGCCAGGCUCUCCACACUUGGAGGAGACACGAGUGUCAGGUGUUUGGUUUUAUUAUGAUUUCAGAACUAGCCCAGCCCAUCUCUAAUUAUAAGACAUGAUUUCUUUUCUUUUCUUUUCUUUAUGCUCAUGACCACGUGUUUGAUGAGGUCUGGAACAACUCUAGAAUGAACUCAUAAAAUUUAGCAAUUUAAAAAUCUCUUUCUUUACUGCAAGUUUAAAUAGGUGUACAGAUAGUUUAUAAGCACAAUAUUUUAAGAAAAAAGUGGCUGGUCUACUGGGCAGCCUUUGUGCCACUUCAGUGCUAGAAAUGAAAGAACAAAACUUUUGUGACUUACUGACACUAUUUCUGUGGGAUAAUUAUACAAGUAAGACCUUUUUAAAUCAACUUUAUCUGGACGCAUCUGAACCAGCAGAGCUGUGUUAUAUUUUCUAUCUUUGCUAGAACUUCAUCGCUGAAAGACAAUUAUUUCUUCAAAAGAUGUUACAAUUCAUAAUGCAGCAGUUUCUCCAAAAACAAAAGCAAAACACCCACGCCCCUCCCCUGCGCACGCAUGCGUUUUUUUCUCUCCUCUCUCUCUUUUCUCUCUCUCUCUCUCUCUAUCUCUCUCUUUCUCUCUCCUCUCUCUCUCAGUUUGGAGACCAAGUAUUUGACCUUAUUCUGUUCCAAAUCCUUUGGCAGGCCCAUCUUUCCAUUUGGUGAUUCGAUCCACUCCGACAGGAAGCGAGCAGAGUAUUAAAUUAAGGCACUUUGCUUUGUGUACUUUCAGUUUUUCUACCACCUUAAGGCACGUUAAGUAUCACUCUAGAGAAAUUCCAAACCCAGCCCCCCACUGGCCACGGGGUGGGGUGGGGGGACUGCCCCAGUGUCUCCGAAAAUGGAAAAUGGUGGUUCUGCCAUGUGUUUUGUCUUCCACUGGGCAACACUGCAAAUUUUCCUCAACAGCCACUUCAGCAGAUCAUUCUUUGCCUUCAGUUGGCAUUACCUCUAAAGUCAGUGCCAGGCAGGGUGCCAGACAGGAGAUCUGGUGGCUCUGCGUCCACUAAACUUAGGCAGCCAGUCAGUGACGACGGCUACUCCCUUCCUUACAACUCCAAGCCACAUGCCACUAACCGGAAGCCUCGGGAGCUGACAGCACACGUGGCCCUGUGGCGCCUGUCAGAACCCGCACUGGCCAACAAAACACACAUUGCCAAGAUGACUCAUCCCUAGCUCUACCAGGCGAUUCAGCUGAGAAAGCAAUAGUCCUCGUUUCAGUCGCUGCCCACUCCCUCCCGCCCCUCCGGCCCUGUCCCAGGACUCUCUCUUGUGGCGGGGCAAAUGUUAAACUGCUCAUAUAAUGAUCAUGUUAAUAUUAUUCCAGGUUUUAAGAUCCACUUUUGUUAUAUACUGUAAUUUAAAUAAAUUGCAUUCAAAUGCCUAGUUUCUGUAAAAUUGUGUAUACAAAACCAAAAUCUCAAGAUGUAAAUUAUGUAUACCUGCCAAGAUACCUUUUCCAGGUGUCUGUGCACAUUUAGGUUAAUUCAUACACUAUAAAAACUGAUUCAAUGUGACUGUUGAUUUGCUGGACUUUACAUAAUUAUUUGUGGUACCUUAGUUAAUAAAAUGGUGACUUUUUUCUGAGUUAUUGAACAAGCAAACACUAUCCAGUUGAUCUGGCAACAACUUUUUGUGUGUGAGCCUCAAAAAUUAAUUUUCCCAUUAACAAUUUGUUUUUGUUUUUUGAAUAUGAAUAUGUUUCACACUAUAGUUUGUGUAAUGACACAUGUUCGCAUUAUCUAUGUUGCUGUUACUUUUGUGCUUUUGUUCUUUUUAGACUUUAUUAAAAAAAAAAAAAAAAAAAGCUCCUGUAAUUUGCACUUUCUCCCAAUCCUUAAAUCUCUUGUAUGGCAACCAAAAUUACUGUAAAAAAAAUAAAUAUACUCUUGCACUAA
This is a messenger RNA of Dipodomys spectabilis (banner-tailed kangaroo rat), 8917 nucleotides long. It is a transcript of the gene Shank2, whose product is annotated as SH3 and multiple ankyrin repeat domains 2. The transcript has 22 exons. Gene Ontology annotation, molecular function: synaptic receptor adaptor activity; ionotropic glutamate receptor binding. Gene Ontology annotation, cellular component: postsynaptic density; dendritic spine; postsynaptic membrane. The coding region runs from base 1 to 5514 and encodes 1837 amino acids. Lineage: Eukaryota; Metazoa; Chordata; Mammalia; Rodentia; Heteromyidae. The record is from RefSeq and is a predicted model, not a curated record.